Messenger RNA from Dipodomys ordii (Ord's kangaroo rat), 5576 nucleotides. RefSeq names its product cell adhesion associated, oncogene regulated (gene Cdon). Bases 116 to 3556 code for a protein of 1146 amino acids. Gene Ontology annotation, biological process: axon guidance; nervous system development; cell-cell adhesion. NCBI's taxonomy places the organism in Eukaryota, Metazoa, Chordata, Mammalia, Rodentia, Heteromyidae. Gene Ontology annotation, cellular component: axon; plasma membrane. Gene Ontology annotation, molecular function: protein binding. The transcript is spliced from 19 exons. The record is from RefSeq and is a predicted model, not a curated record.
CGCGGAGCCGGCUGCCGUGCAGGAGGUGUGGGGGCUUAGCCAGCCCUGCCGAGAGUGAGCCAAGGCCUGGGUUUCCUCUGGACGUCUGCCCCACCUGCUUCUGGAAUUGGGCGCUAUGCAUCCUGACCUUGGACCCUUACCAAUACUGCUAUAUGUUACUCUUGCAAUUCUGUGUUCUUCUGUCAGUUCAGACCUGGCACCUUAUUUCCUUUCUGAGCCGCUCUCUGCUGUCCAGAAGCUUGGCAGACCUGUCGUACUACACUGUUCUGCUAAACCCGUGACUGCUCACAUCUCAUGGCUACAUAAUGGGAGAAGAGUGGAUAGAAACAUGGAAUACAUUAAUAUCCAUCGGGGGACUUUGACCAUUCUUUCUCUUAGCCCCUCCCUCUCGGGCUACUACCAGUGUAUCGCCAACACUAGCGCCGGGGCAAUUGUGAGCAGCCCUGCAACUGUGUCCACUGCAGUUCUUGGUGAUUUUGAUUCAUCAGCAAAGCCUGCUAUUAGAGCAGAAGAAAGAAGCACAGGUUUCAUUGGCUGCCAGGUGCCAGAGAGUAACCCCAAAGCUGAGGUACGCUAUAAGAUCCGGGGAAAAUGGCUGAAACAUUCCACAGGAAACUACAUCAUUCUUCCAUCAGGAAAUCUUCAGAUUUUGAAUGUCUCCUCAGAGGACCAGGGACCCUACAAGUGUGCUGCUUAUAACCCUGUCACUCAUGAAUUAAAAGUUGAACCCAUUGGCCAAAAGCUCCUUGUGAGUCACCCUUCCUCAGACGGUUUCCAGAUUCUUCACCCCGCCUUUCCACAGACAUUAGCUGUUCUUUCUCAUAGCCCUGUAACCCUGGAGUGUGUGGUGAGCGGGGUCCCGGCUUCGCAAGUGUCCUGGCUGAAGGAUGGGGAGAAUGUUAUGCUGGGAAGUAACUGGAGAAGGUUACAUUCUCAUCUUGCCACAGCUAGCAUCGACCCAGCAGACUCUGGGAACUAUUCCUGUGUGGUAGGCAGCAAGUCUGGAGACAGAAAACAUGUCACUUACAUGGUUAAUGUUCUCGAAAAUGCUUCCAUUUCUAAAGGACUACAGGACCAGAAGGUGUCUAUGGGUGCCACGGUGCAUUUCACCUGCGAUGUUCACGGGAACCCAGCCCCCAACCGCACCUGGUUUCACAACGCACAGCCUGUUCACCCUUCCCCCCGGCACCUGAGUUCAGGAAAUGGGUUGACAAUCACUAGAGUCAGCAUGGAAGAUUCUGGACUCUAUCAGUGUGUAGCAGACAAUGGCAUUGGAUUUAUGCAAUCUACUGGAAGACUUCAGAUAGAAAAAGUUCCUUUUGAAACAAAUACAAAAGCAGCAACAGUUGAACCUUCUGAAGCUUCCCAAAAUGAUGAAAGAGACCAAAGAGAUGGCUCUGAUUCUGCCUUCCUGAGCUCAUUUCCAGGGAACAUCCAUUCCAGUGCAGUGGGGUCAUCAGAGAAAAAUGCCACUGGCGCUUCUGUUCCUGAUGCUCCCAUCAUACUGAGCCCCCCACAGACCCACACACCAGACACAUACAAUUUGGUGUGGAGGGCAGGGAAGGAUGGCGGACUCCCCAUCAAUGCCUAUUUUGUAAAGUACCGAAAGCUGGAGGAUGGUGCUGGUGCAGUGGGAAGCUGGCACACAGUUCGGGUCCCAGGUAGUGAAAAUGAGCUGCAUCUAACAGAACUGGAGCCAUCGAGUCUUUAUGAAGUGUUGAUGGUGGCAAGAAGUGCAGCAGGUGAAGGACAGCCCGCCAUGCUUACUUUCCGGACCAGCAAAGAAAAAACACCAUCAGUAAAAAACACCCAGGCCUCCUCUCCACCCAUGGGCAUCCCUAAACAUCCUGUCAUUUCAGAGGUUGCAAACAACAAUUUUGGAGUGGUUCUUACCGAUUCCUCUAGGCACAGUGGAGUUCCAGAGGCACCAGAUCGACCCACAAUCUCCACUGCCUCUGAGACCUCAGUCUAUGUCACUUGGAUUCCCCGGGCAAAUGGUGGUUCUCCAAUCACCGCCUUCAAGGUCGAAUAUAAACGGAUGAGGACCAGCGAUUGGCUGGUGGCAGCUGAAGAUAUCCCUCCUUCCAAGCUCUCUGUGGAAGUUCGUAGUUUAGAACCAGGUUCAACAUACAAAUUUAGGGUCAUUGCUAUCAACCAUUACGGUGAGAGUUUUCGGAGUUCAGCAUCCCGGCCUUACCAGGUGGCUGGCUUCCCCAAUCGUUUUUCCAACCGUCCCAUAACUGGACCGCACAUUGCAUACACAGAGGCUGUCAGUGAUACCCAGAUCAUGCUGAAAUGGACGUACAUUCCAUCAAGUAACAACAACACUCCCAUUCAAGGAUUUUAUAUCUACUACCGACCAACGGACAGUGACAAUGACAGUGACUACAAGAGGGAUGUGGUUGAAGGUUCAAAGCAGUGGCACAUGAUUGGUCAUCUGCAGCCAGAAACUUCUUAUGAUAUCAAAAUGCAGUGCUUUAAUGAAGGUGGAGAGAGUGAGUUCAGCAACGUGAUGAUCUGUGAGACAAAAGUGAAACGUGUUCCUGGAGCUUCUGAGUAUCCUGUGAAGGACUUGAGUACCCCUCCCAAUUCCUCUGGAAGCGGAGGAAAUAUUGGGCCUGCAACCAACCCUGCCCGAAGCAGUGACAUGUUGUACCUGAUUGUUGGCUGUGUGCUGGGCGUCAUGGUUCUCAUUCUCAUGGUCUUCAUUGCAAUGUGCUUGUGGAAGAGUCGCCAACAGAACGCCAUACAGAAAUAUGACCCACCAGGAUAUCUCUACCAAGGGUCAGAUAUCAAUGGACAGAUGGUGGAAUAUACCACUCUCUCACCCACAAAUCGGAUCAAUGGGAAUGUCCAUGGAGGCUUCCUAGGCAAUGGCAACCUCAGUAAUGGCUGCUCCCAUCUCCACCACAAGGUCCCUAAUGGAGUCAAUGGAAUCCUGAAUGGGAAUUUAAAUGGAGGGCUUUAUUCUGCACACACAAACUCGCUAACGAGAACGCACAUGGAGUUUGAACAUUCUCAUCAUCUAGUGAAUGGUGGAGGAGUGUACACAGCAGUCCCUCAGAUUGACCCUCUGGAAUGUGUUAACUGUCGAAAUUGUCGAAACAACAAUAGGUGUUUUACCAAAGCCAGCAGCACGUUGAGCAACAGUGCCCUCUCUGUGGUCCCCGUGGGAGCCCCUUACCCUCAAGACAGCCUGGAAAUGAAGCCCCUCCGAGCCAUGAAGAUGCCUGUGUGUCUGGCUUCCACUGUCUCUGACUGUGGCCAGUUUCCUGAGGAGAGCUUCAAGGACAGUGUGGUACUAACACCUACCCAACACUCCUGCUGUCAGGACAACACAAAUGAUGUCAACUCUGAGUCCACAGAAGAUGACCCAGCAGAGUUUAACAGAGGAGACAACUAUCUCCAUUCAGAAACAGAAAACAAAACUUUAAAUUGGAACCCUCUCAUUUUGUCACCUGUCUCAGAAGACUGUACUGAGAAGACAACAUGGUCUCCUUCUGGCAUUCCUUUAGACAGCCCAUCAGGGGUCCUUCAGCAACCCCAGGAAACCUGAGGAUGAUCAUGCUCCCACUGCAAGCUAGUAACUGCACACACCGGCCCGGGGAUGGACAGUAUGAAGGCCAUGCAUUCAAAUCAGAGAAAAGCAUUAUUUAUUUUUUUGUAGUUGUAAUGUCAUGAAUGUAUCUUAAAAUGUGUGCCCUUUUAUAUUAUUUAUGCUGUAGAAGUUUCCUCCUCCAUUUCUUCCUUUCCUUUCAAUAGGAAAUGGCCUCAUAUUUCCUAGUUUUCAAGCAUUUGGAGAAUGAGGGGUCAUUCUGUGAUAGUAAGAACUCAUGUCGUGGGGUCCAGUGUUGCUGACCAAUUCAGUAAGAAGGGAAUUGCCCAGUCCAUUUGAAGUUUGCCACUAGCCAUAUUUCCAGAUAGAAAGCUGUCAUUUGAUAUUGUGUUAUCAGACAUUCUAAGAAUGUUUUGAAACCAACCACAAGUGUGACCUAAUGUUUAUAAUAGCAGGAUUGGCUGAUGAAUUGUAUGAGUGCCUUUCACCACAGUGCUAAUAAGACCUGCUGACUCACUUUCUGUCUGCACGUGAGCACAAGUAAUGUUCAAUCUCAAGGCACUAAUUACUAAGCGGUAUUAUGAAGCAGGAAGAGUGCAAGGUCUGGUUGGAUUAUUGCCCUAUGCAGAAAGGAAACCAAGGCCAGAGAGAAAAAAAAAAUCAGUGCUUUAAUGUCCCACUGCUUUUCAAAAUACAUGCUUGAAACUAACAUUAGUUUCCUAGCUAUCACAAGAGAGUGUAUGAAUCAACUUGCUAUAUAACUAACUGCAUCCAUCUUCCCCAACAUAGGUCUAUAUCUCUUACAUAUAGAACUGUUAGUGAAAAUGUAUUGUCUCAGCUGGGCCACUAUGCAAGGGUUACUUCCAGGGGAAUGUAGUAGAUGAUUGCCUAGUUGAGUGUUAGGCUGGUGUAGAAGUUGGUGUAGCUGCUAGUACCGAUCGCAUAGAAGAUUGAUCUUCCAUGUUGCUUUACUGCAGUUUGCCUUGUUUUGGAGGGAGUAAUCUGCAACCCUUUGCUCUGUGACUAGCACAGGACAAAAGCCUAGUACACAGAAUACGAAAACCUACCCUGUGUGUCUUGCCAAUUAAGUUAGAGUGAUACUUUUAGAAAAUUUGGGGGAGUCCCGUGUUCAGGUGGUCAUUCUGACUCACAAAACGGAAGUAUGGUCAUCGAAAGCCAUAGGUCAGAAACUGCUUUUAAAGAAUGAGGUUGUAUAUGGGACACUGUCCACAGGAAGAGAAAAAUUAUCUUUUAGGCAAUCUCAUUGUGGACUGCUUUAUUUAUAUUAUUAGUAACGCUGUUUUAAGUGUUAUCCCUUUUAUUGUAUUUUAUUUAUAAAAAUGCCUUUAUAUAUUGAGAUAUAUGAAUAUAAAUAUAAAUAUAUAAUUGCCUUUAUGUUUAGGAGUUACGAGUUCUCUCUUAGUAUGAGUUGCUCUGAACUUUCAUGCCCUGCACAGUUACCAGACACAGCCCUACCUAACGUUGAUUCCCCCAGGAGAUGAGAGGCCAUAGGACAAUGUGGGGAACAGUGGAAACAUUUGCAGAGGAACUACUGUGGUCAGUGCUCAUUACUGAUAUCUCACGCAAUCAUCACAACAAAUCUACAAAAUAGUUGCGGAAUUCCCAGGUCAUGCGAUGAGCCACAGAGACUUCACUUGAAACCUGGUUUAUCUGGAGUCGCCUCCCAUUUUUCCAUACCACUUUCCAGAAGCGUGUGGUUUACUCUUUUGACAGAAGCAGUCCCAUUACGUGUGCUGCUGUCUGCCCCAGCUGUGGAAUUUCCCCAAGGCUCUAACUGCAGCCAGGGAAAGGCACCUUCUGGCCUACCAGGGAAGAGCUCUUUGCCUGGUAUUUAGUCUUCAGGAAUCUAUGGUUCAAACUUUGAAACCCCUCCUCUCCCCACCCCACAUUGGAGAAUUUGAUUUUCCCAGCUCAGUGAUGGCAAAAUCAGUUAGAGCUUCUUCACGCGCCUCUUACCCUAGAGUCCCAUGGAUUCCUUAUUGUACCUAAUCUAAUCCCU